Molecule: messenger RNA, 3303 nt
Organism: Trypanosoma conorhini
Lineage: Eukaryota; Euglenozoa; Kinetoplastea; Trypanosomatida; Trypanosomatidae
Exons: 1
Coding region: 1-3303 (1100 amino acids)
Cellular component (GO): cytoplasm
Molecular function (GO): protein binding
Source: RefSeq, a predicted model, not a curated record
AUGGAGUUGAAGUUGGAGGCCGCGGAUGUCCUCAAGUUGGGGGUUGAGGUGGAGGCGGCGAGCGAAGAGCAGACGCCGGUGGCGGAAGCAAAGGAUCUCGCACAUGUGCUGAGUGCUGAGCAGAUUCAGAGGAGGGCGCGGCGCGAGGGAUUUCGUUUGCGCUGCGAAACCCAUGAGGCUUGGUGCAUGCAGGAGGAAGAGCGCAAGGCCAUUCGUCACUUGCAGUGGUGCAGGGAAGAGGCAAAGCGGAUCCAGGACGAUAUGCAGAGGUGUCUGGUAGAGGCGAGUAACGGGUUUGAGUGCCUUCUCGUGGAGGAGGGGAAUGCGUACCAGGAGCUCUCGCAGCUCGAGCGCCAACACGCCCUGGAGUCCAAGCAACGUGAGCGUCGUCGUCAGGACGAGUUUAGUCGCCGGCGCGCGCAUGAGCUCCUCAAGGAGCAUGCAGGCAUUCGAGAUGAGAUUGUGGCGAUGGAGGAGGAGGCUGCGGUGAAACUUGGGCAGGAGGUAGAGCAACUUUCCCGGGAGCUAUUGCGCCGCCACGAGCAGGAAAGCACCGCCCACGUUAGUACCACUCCGCCUUCCUGGAAUUCCGCAGAAUGGAGAGAGAACUACGGCACUCUCGAGGAGAUAACAAAGGAAGUCGCAUUGCAAACCACUGUUGCGUCAUGGAGGCGUUUGCAAUCGUGCGGCCCCGGCACAACACCGCAAGCGUGUUUUCCUCCUUCCCCUCUGGGCAACGCCCUUCGUCUGCGGUCCCUGGAGCGAGAGGAAAACCAGAGGAGCAAAUGGGUGCAGGAGUGCAUGCAGAAUAUAAGUAGUGCCGCGUGUGCAUUGGGGGAAUCCACGCAUGGCGUAGCUGAGAGGACAGGGCAUCCUCCUCAGCCAGGCAUUCGACUUGGAAAUGGUGCUUGUGUCACUCUCUUCACAGUGCAGCCGGAUACUUCGUGUCCGUCGUUAGAAAACACCACCGUUUGUUUAGAUGCCAAAAUGGCGAAGCAGCUACAACCGAUUGCUUUUGGUGGUGUGAAGAGAAACUUGCAGGAGGCGGCGCAGGCUUGUCAUACGCUCUCCUUUGCUCUGGAGCAGAUAGCCUCAGUGGACUUUGCCAGCCUCUCCACUCUGGAGGUGUGCACCGCCGGUGGUGUGGGCGAAGGCAAGGAGAAACGCACGGCACCUGUCGCCCCCUUAGUGCAGGAGCUUGACCUGGGCGGCAACGCCCUUCACACCUUGCCCCUCGACGACCUCUUGCGUGUGUUCCCCUCGAUCCGUAGCUUGAGCGUCAGCGACAAUGGACUGAGACAUGUGACGUGUCGCGCCGCAUCCAUGCGUGGAGUAUCCGACGCUCACGCUCACUCUUUGGCUCAGUCCUCCCAACUUUCUCACCUUGACGUCUCUAUGAAUGAACUACAAAGCUUAGAGGCCAUUGGGAAGCUUCUUUCCUAUCAGCUGCGUUCACUUGUAGCGUAUGCGAACCAUAUCGACUCCUUGUUGCCAUUGGCCUCAUGUAAUCAUCUGGAGACCCUUGAAGCAAGCCGUAACCAAAUUUCCUCGCUCUCUGAACUGCAGCCUCUUGCCCUGCUACAGACCGUCGACCUGAGUGAGAACUGCAUCCUGACGUGGGAUGCCCUCGCCCAGCACGUGUUGCUGCAGAAUUUGUAUCUCUCGCGAAAUCGUAUUGGGGUGCUUCCAAAAACCAUAUCCCUCAGCUUCCUGCGCCAACUCUUCAUGAAUGAGAACCAAAUUGAGGCGCUUCCAAGUGAAUGUUUUCGCUGGCUCCCUUUUCUCUCGGUGCUGCACCUCGAGAACAACAAGUUGCGUGACGUCUCCGGCCUGGCGCACUGUCCACGCCUGACGACUGUGGGGCUUGCAUUUAACCAGUUGCAGCGCGUGGAGGAUCUUGCCCCGCUUGCAGCGUGCAAAAAGUUGCAGGCUUUGUCUGUUAGUGAGAACCCAUUUAGCUCCGAGAUCGAUGGCAGCAGCGGCGGGAUGCCCGCAAAGGUGAAAUUGACGCUGCUCGCCUGGUUUCCACAACUCUCUGAGCUCAACAAUGAGAAGGUGAACGAUGAAGAAUGCAGAAUUGCUUUGGGCGAUGAAAUAGUGUGGAGCGCAUCGUUUACCAUGGCCCAUCGGUUGCGGCGAGACUUCCAUGAAAGCGCCGUUUGCGACACCUGGCGUUGGCCUUGUGGAUCAACCAUUGAAGAUGUACAGCAAAUGUGUGGCGCUAUGGAAUUCUGUUCGCGGUACGUGGAUUCGAAAGCUGCGUACGCCGCGAUGUUCGCCGCCCUCACAAGUGAUGUGGCCCUGACAACUCUCCAAAAGGAACAAGAGGUUCUUGCCACUGUUCGCCGACGGCGCCAUCAUGAUGCGCUGCAUGUGGAGGAGGCGUUGAAGCGACGACUGCGUGAGUCGCAGCAGCGGCUCAACCCUGUUGUGCAUCGCCUCUCCGACAAGGUGGAUGAGCGAAAUCGACGCGAGGCAAAGGCCACCCUGCGGCAACACCUGACAUCCUUGCAGACGAUGCCACAUGUAGUGGCCAAUCUGCACGUACGCCCUGUCCUUUACCAUCAGCGGAUGCAGGCACACCGAGAGGCGAAGGCAAAAGUUGUCAUUUGUGAAUGGGCGCGUCUUCGGCUUCUUGGGAGACGAGCCAAGAAGGAACUUGCAGCCCUGAAAGCGGCUUAUGAGGAAUCGCAGCGAAGACGAUAUGAGGCGGCCGCAGGUGUCAUUCAGCCGGUGUGGCGGGGGGCGGCGCUUCGUUCGCGUCUGAAACGAAUAUUACACGCCAAUGACGAUGAUGAGGAGGAAUUUGCCCACGUUUCUCUGGACUUUAUUGAUGACUCGAAGGCAACAGACGGAGACGAUGGCAUUGGGGCUGUGCUGCAGCGAGUGCUGCAGUCUCAUGGGGCUCUGCCGAACUUUCCCGUUCAAGCAUUUUCCGCCAGGCUCCCUGGCGCCGCGGGUGUGUCGGAGGGUCACUUGCCGCCUCGUGCCAGUUCCGCGGUGCCAAACGGAACAGCUCGGAUCGGCGAACAGGACAGGCAACGCCCGGAAAGUCAGCCGCAGGGUGGGACGACGUUGCUGCCUCAGCAGCGACUACAGCAAAAACAGGAGGAAGGAGUGGAGCAGUUGCCGCCGCCCUCUUCCCUGUCGGGAUCAGCGCGUGUGGAUGACGCGUGGGGGGCGAUGGUGAGCUCACAGUUACGGAGGAGGCAUAAAAAGAUGGAACGCGCCCAGCGUGAGAAUAUGCGUCGUGAGUUCAUGAAGGACCCUCUCAAGGUGAAACGGGAACUUGGGGGUGGAUGA